Messenger RNA from Vicia faba (fava bean), 567 nucleotides. Lineage: Eukaryota; Viridiplantae; Streptophyta; Magnoliopsida; Fabales; Fabaceae. The record is from the annotation of a GenBank genome assembly.
AUGAUUAGGACUAGACAAGGAACAACCACAUCUAGAAAAGAGAAUAAAUCGACGAAGAAGGCAAAGAAACCUAUUGUGGAACACAAACAUGUGACCAAUGUGCAAAGCCUUAAGAUGAAGGGAUUUAUUAUUGGAGGUAAGGACGAUGUUCCGGUCAGAGGUCCCCCCCCCCCCAUGGAGCCACCAAAGGAGGUUAAAAAUAAAAAAAAGGUUAAUAAGUACAAUGAUCAUUCCUCAAAGAUCCCUCUUUUCUUGUCUCGUCGUACUAGGAAAGCUACCGAGGUUUCAAAAACUCAAUAUAUUGAUGUUGAGAAUUUCACCCAAACCCUAGACUCCAUUCAUGUAUGUGAUAAGCCACCUAGGAAAGAUGACAUUGAUAAUCUGUUUAAUGAAAGUCCUAUUAGUGAACCGGUAAGUGAACUUGUUGUUGAUACCUUCAUAUAUGGUAUUCUUCAUUAUUACCAUCAGCAUACAAAAGACUCUAGUCGUGAAGAUACAGUGGCUAGUCAGGCUGUUGAAGUGAAUGUUGUUGUCAACAAUGAUGUUGACUUGAAUGAAGAGCAAUAA